Molecule: messenger RNA, 385 nt
Organism: Callorhinus ursinus (northern fur seal)
Lineage: Eukaryota; Metazoa; Chordata; Mammalia; Carnivora; Otariidae
Source: RefSeq, a predicted model, not a curated record
AUGGCCGACACCUGCUGCUCCCGGACGUACGUCAUGGCCGCGUCCACCCUGUCCGUCUGUUCCAGCGACCUGAGCUGUGGCAGCCGCGUCUGCUCACCUACUGCUUGCACCAGAUCCUCCCGGCAGGUGGACAAUUGCCAAGAGACCUGCUGCGAGCCCCCUUGCUGCGCCCCCAGCUGUUGCCAGUCCAGCGGAUGCACCCUUCCCUGCUGCGCACCCCCCUCCUGCCUGACCCUGAUCUACACCCCUGUGAGCUGCGCGUCCAGCCCCUGCCAAUCAGCCUGCACCAGCUCCUGCCAGCCCUCCUGCUGCAGCUCCUCCCCCUGUCAGGAAGCCUGCGGUGCGUCCGUCUGCUGCACCCCUGUCUGCUGCAAGCCCGUCUGCU